Mucor mucedo is the source of this 694-nucleotide messenger RNA. RefSeq lists its product as uncharacterized. Bases 134 to 694 code for a protein of 186 amino acids. The transcript has 2 exons. The record is from RefSeq and is a predicted model, not a curated record. Lineage: Eukaryota; Fungi; Mucoromycota; Mucoromycetes; Mucorales; Mucoraceae.
UGUGGCUUCUUUCUUAUUUAUCUACAAACCAUUCAAUGGAUUAAAAAGCUGGUAUUAAAUGUUUAGUUGAGUGAUCCUGAAGUCUCAUUUUUCUCUAUUCACUGUAGUAUUGCUAUCUGACUUAUAACGACAAAUGAACCAAAUGAUUACAGAUGAUCCAAACAAACCACCUUGCGGAAGACUGUCCAGUGGAAGCAAGCGUAGCUAUGAUGAUGAUAGUGAUCCCUGUGAAGCUGCUCAUCUCUUACCUUCAACCUCAACUAAAAGAGUAAAGCCAACUAUUGAAAGAGACAAAGUGCUAAUGUAUGCUUUUAAAGACAAGCUCAAUGACAUACUGGCAAAUGAUAUUAUACAUUUUAUUGAAUCAAGUGCCGAUUUGGAAGCUCACAAAUCUGAAAUCACUUCUAGUACAAGGCUUCGCAAAGGAACAGCUACACAAGCUCAACAAAGAAUAAAUGCUGAACCCACUAAAAUUGAACAUCUUUUGAGAAGAAAGAGAGAAGAAAGGACACCAUUACAACGUGGAAAAGAUUUUGUAAAGAAAAACUUUGUCAAUAUUGUCAAAGAACCUCGAACUAAUAUAAAAGGAAAGGAUAAAGUCACAAAGCGAGCACCUAAAGCCAAAAAUGAUAACGAAUCUGUUAAAACCAAUAAAGAAAAACCGAAAGUCAGGAUUUUAUUAGCACUUCGCUAG